Messenger RNA from Orbicella faveolata, 3158 nucleotides. RefSeq lists its product as uncharacterized. Gene Ontology annotation, molecular function: protein binding. The record is from RefSeq and is a predicted model, not a curated record. Lineage: Eukaryota; Metazoa; Cnidaria; Anthozoa; Scleractinia; Merulinidae.
UCUUCAACUAUCACGCGAUAGAAAUCUAUAUCGGAUAGUCUAAUUGUUAAAUAGACAACCUGCACCUUAUCUGUUAUUGGAAAUAGUCAUAUCACAAAGUUAAGAGGUUUACAUUAGGACAAUUACAAAUGGCAAAAAUCGCACAUGUAACAUCUCCAUCCUUUGUGUCAAUCUCAAAAUCAUCCUGAUGGCAACACAUAAGUUACACACGAUAGGAGAAAGGUUGUACGGCUAAGCUGCAAAACUAUAAUCCCCUUUACGUAAUUAACUAUAUUCUUUAUUCUCAGUACCUGUCUACUUGAUAGUGUACUGGCAUUGUAAAGAGAAACGACAUGUUUAUCAGACACUAUUGGGUAUCACUAGGACGGCCGAAACUGACGUGGAGAAGAUCAGUAGCAAAAGAAAUGAGAGAGGCUGGCUGGACCUAGAGCCAGAUUCAGAGAUAGGCAGCUGGAGGCAACAUUGGACCGUAUUGGUGACGGCUUCAUAUGUCAAUUAGGCACGAAAGGAGAUUAUGUAUUUCGGCAUGCAUGUAUGCAUUGGAUAUCAUUCACGGGUUACUGUGACGGUUGAAAAACGCAACCUGUAUCUUAUCUAUUGGAGUAUUAGUUAACACUUAACAUUAGUUAACAUUGGAAUAUUAGUUAGUUUAUUAGUUAGUAUUAUUAACACUGGAAGGGAGGAAAAAUAAAUGUAGAUAGUCUAACUGUAUACUACGACAAGGGUUUACCAAGCAGCGAUUGCCAAACAAAUUUUGAUGUUAUUUAUCAAACCACAAAGUCCCCAGAAAGAAGAUUUUCUGUGUUAUGACAGACAGACAGUAAGUGUCAGAGAAUAAAGGCCAACUGGCUAAGCAAGACAACCUCCUGAUUAGUUCUUCAUUUUCCGGUGGGGAGGAGGUGGGAUGGAGUGUGCUCGUGUUUCAUCAUAACUAGUCGGAUUCUUUUGCAAAAAUAGAUCUUUUUCCACGUCCUACUUCAGAUCAGACCUCAGUAAUCUGCUCCCUAUAUCACACCUCAGCCGGAAGCAUUAUAAUACCAGUAAUAGAUAAAUCUUGAACAGCAUUUUCUCAGUACCCAACAUUCAAAAUCUGCACCCUUUCAGCGUGGCACACCUGUUUAGUCUACAUAUUGGAACACAGAUAUACUGAUCCCCUCGGCCUCCCGCGUGCUGGGAGAUUUAGUCAAACACUGUGAAAAACAAACUUCUCUCGCUUUUUAUCCGCGGCUUCUGUAGAAAAUAUUGAUCCUUAAAUCAUCUGCAUUUAGCCUUUACGUGCGAUUUCCGCUUGAGCCAAUAUUUCUGAUUAUUCUUUUCGGUUAUGUGUACUUUGGUGAGUCUGGUGAAAAGCGGUUUCACAAUGCAUUGGUCAGUCAUGUUCAGCUUAAGUAAGUAUUUGCAAGCCACGUGGGAGGGAAAACCCCGCCAAUUAAUGAAGCGGCCGCGGUAUAAAUAGUGUUUGACCCAGGAACACACGUAUUGUUUAGUGUCAAUGACGUCACGCACCACUAAUGCAGCCUAAAAUACUGCGGUUGACAAAUGAUGUCAACUAGACGGAGCGCAUGAGGAAAAGGCAAGUUGAUGUGUUCUUUGAUAUUGUCCACCAGACGAUUAUCAGACGAUGAGAUAACUCAAGCCGCAUUUUUGGCCUGGAAUCAACUUUGCUAUAGCUCAGAGCUCCUUCUCAAGGAUUUCUGUCAUCAAGAAACUCUACGAUCAAGUGGAAGCGAAAUAGCCUUACACGAACGCCUCAGGUGGUUUACAAUUGACGUGUUUGCUCACGAGGGCUUCCAGAGCUCUUCCGCGAUGAACGGCUAUCGUCGACAAUCUUUUUGUGGUUUUGCGCCUUCUGUAGAGAGGCUGAAGGAUGAAAGAUACGGCCGCGUCAAGGCAAGGAAAUACUCCAAGGCCAGUAUUACGCAUAAAAUAAACUGGCCACCAAGCGAAAAAGACCUGGGUGUCUUGAGGAGAACUGUGUCUCUACCAGAUUGUCAAGAAAUGGCAAGGAUGCACUCGAAAAGGCCAACGCGCAGCAAGGAAGCGUUCUCGGAUCCCCCAGCAGGUGUCAAGAGAACCAGAAGCGUCUCGUUCGCUCCUGAAGUUGUAUUCUUCACUGCGGUGGCCGACAACGAUGUGGCAGAGUUAACGAGACUCAUGCAUAAAGAGGAAAUCGAUGUGAACCACCAGAGUCCGUCUGGACUCACAGCGUUGCAUUACGCAGCCGCUGAAGGAAGUUUCGAAUGCCUUCAACUUCUGCUCGAUUGCGGGGCUGAAGUGGAGCUACUGGACUCGCAAGGGUGCUCCGCGCUGGAUUUCGCGGUGCGUGGGGGGCAUUUCGACUGCGCAUCAUUCCUUAUCAAAGCUGGAGCCGAAAUCAAGAAGAUUGUAAAUGGUUUGUGAUGGCCGAAAGUGGAACAUUGAUUGCACCAUGUUGUAAUCAAAAGAAUGCUGUGUGUUAAUUGUUCACAACUUAAAACCCUAUCUCUCAUCGUAUUGGUAGAUCUAAAAAUAAACUUUAGCCCACAUGGCCAAUACAUACGUCUUGGAAUUUUAAAGGAUGGAUCAGACGAUUUUAAUGAAGUAUCCAACAGACCACAAGUCAAUUUUUAAUCUUCUUUUUUCGUUGCUCAUGCCUCACGGAUUUAUUUGUAUAGCUUAGUCUUGUGAUAUGCUUUUGUCUUGUAAAAGCCGCACUAAACAUUCCUGGCGUGGUUAAAUUAGCAUCUGGUUUGGUAAUGAGACUUAUUUGCACAGUAAAAAGGAUUUACACGAACUAAAAGACUUUCAAUGUGCAUUUAAUCAACCUCUGCUGUGAAAACCCGCCGGGGGAAUCGUUUAGCUCCUGCUUGGGUUGAUUCUACGCUUGAGCGCAGUUGGCUUCAAGCAGAAAGGUCAACCUUUAAUGGCUCACGUGCCUGUAAAGGAAUCACUAAAUAUUUGCGAUAUGUCAACUGCAAUAAAUAGCGUUGAACUUUACUAGAGAAGGUCACUUUUAAGCUUGUUUACACAAAGCUCGGCGCCGAAAUUAAAGACGGACGAAAGGAAAACAAACUACGGAUAGAUCUUUCUUAUGAAACAAGUCAUUGGUAUAGUUCCACCAAUCAACCCUUUGUUUUUGGUUCAGUUUCGCAGAGAAUAAACAGUGAAAAGCUUGUGUA